Messenger RNA from Talaromyces amestolkiae, 3555 nucleotides. RefSeq lists its product as uncharacterized. The coding region runs from base 1 to 3555 and encodes 1184 amino acids. Gene Ontology annotation, cellular component: Cdc73/Paf1 complex. The record is from RefSeq and is a predicted model, not a curated record. The transcript has 2 exons. Gene Ontology annotation, molecular function: RNA polymerase II complex binding. Lineage: Eukaryota; Fungi; Ascomycota; Eurotiomycetes; Eurotiales; Trichocomaceae. Gene Ontology annotation, biological process: regulation of DNA-templated transcription.
AUGUCGCAACUCGAAAACGGCCAUACGAAUGGCUUUGGAAACUCGGCCUUCAGUACCGAAACGGUACCUUCAGCCUCUCGGUUCUCUGACAUCCCCUCAGCCAUCGACAUCCCUGCGUCGACAUUCGACAGUGAGGUCGAAGUCAGUCUCGAAGAACUCCCCGAUGACCCAACAGAGCUGUGCACACUGCUAGAGAACGAGAAGGCCGCAAAAAAUUUUUGGGUGAUCAUUUCCUUGGCAUAUGCGAAACAAAACCAGCUUGACCAUGCGAUCGAAAUUCUGCAAAAGGGUUUGGCGUCUGUCGCUCAUGGAGCAACGAAAGAGAAGCUAGGGCUUUUGAACUGGCUGUGCUGGUUGUUGAUGAUUAAGAGUCGUCAAGCGCCCCGCGUUGCUCCAGAUGGCGACAACUCAGAUGUGAAGAUCAAGGAUUAUUAUCUGCAACAGGCGACGUCGACUCUCAACGAGGCAUCUCGUCUCAAUCCUGCCUACACGCCACUCUUCCUGGCGCGUGGUGUCCUGUCACUUCUUCGGGCAUCCCUCUACCCUCCGCGACCUGUUAGAACCGGAAUUCCUGAUACAUCCGAUAGAGUCGAGAGCUUACGCCAGGCUUUGAAGUGUUUUGAGGAAGCAUCGAAAGCUUCUGGUGGCAGAAAUGUGAUGGCUCAUCUGGGUCUAGCUAGAGCGCAGUAUUCUCUGGGAAACUAUGCCGAUGCGCUGAUAGUCUACCAGACUGUCCUCACCAGAAUGCCGGGUCUGACUGAUCCUGAUCCACGAAUUGGUAUCGGAUGCUGUCUUUGGCAACUAGGCUUUAAAGAACGAGCAAAAGACGCAUGGGAACGGGCACUGUCUUUGAACCCCAAAUCAAAGGUUGCCACUAUCCUAGUCGGAACGUACUACCUGUACAGCAGCUCCCAACGUCCCACAAGCGAUCCACAGUUCGGAGAGUUAUACAGAACCUCCAUGACGCAUACACAGAGCUCUCUCAAGCUCGACAAGGACUAUCCAAUGGCAUGUGCCAGGUUUGCAGGAUACAAAUUGAUCCGCAAAGACUACAAAGCGGUGGAAGUUUUGGCUCGCAAAGCUAUUGAACAGACCGACGUCGUGUCUAUCGCUAGUGAAGGCUGGUAUCUCCUAGGCCGAAAGGCGCAUUACGAGGGCGACACGGCGAAAGCUUCUGAGUAUUUCAAUCGGUCUGAUCAAGCUCGUGGUGGUGGUGAUAGUGGAUAUCUACCCGCCAAGUUUGGUGUCGUCCAGAUGCAGGUCAAAUCCAAGGACCUGGAUGGAGCAAAGUUUCGACUGGAGAAGAUUAUACAGCAGACGAAGAACCCGGAAUGUAUGGCAUUAUUGGGCGCUCUGCUAGCAGAAGAUGUCUUCUCUGCUCAGGCUAGCGGUAGCAAGGAUGACAAAACUGCCGAUACCACAAAAGCCAUCUCUCUUCUCGAGAACGUCCGCAGUCUUUGGAAGGACCCGACGAAGAACAUUCCAGCUGACGAAUCUGUGCUGAUUUAUCUUUCCCGCUUAUACGAGAGCACUUCGCCAGACAAGAGCAUGCAGUGUCUCACCCAACUUGAAGAAAUUCAGAUGGAUCAGAUUCCUGACCAAGAUAGGCCUGACGCGACGCUGCAGAAUGGAGAACUCAAGGCUGCACUUCGGGAGUAUUUGCCGCCGCAACUUUUGAACAACAUUGGCUGUUUCCUCUACCAGUCAGGCAAAGUAGCGCAAGCAAGAGAGCUGUUCCAGGCUGCCUUGACGGCUUGUGACAAGUCCGAGGAGUUGGAGGGUGAAAAGGCCACCGACGCGCUUCUUACAACGGUCAGAUACAACUUUGCUCGUUCCCUGGAAGCCCUCGAUCUGCCAGACGAGGCCAAGAAAGUGUAUGAGAGUCUUCUUCAGCGACAUAGCGAUUAUACCGAAGCUAGUGCCAGAAUGACCUAUAUUGCGCUUCGUCAGAGUCCGACAGAUGAAGGACCUAAGGAGAUGGCCAAAUUGUACGAAAGCGACUCAACGAAUCUUGAGGUUCGCGCGCUGUUUGGCUGGUACCUCAGCAAGUCCAAGAAGCGAGUUGCCAAUCUGGCAGAGGACCACGAACAACGGCACUACAAGCAUACAUUGCAGCAUUUUGACAAGCAUGAUAGAUACGCUUUGACUGGGAUGGGCAAUGUGCACCUUUUGACAGCUCGUGACAUGCGACGUGAGACCGACGCCGACAAGGAAAAGAGACGGAAGAUGUACGAGCGCGCUGUAGAGUUCUUUGACAAAGCUCUGCAAUUAGAUCCUCAGAAUGCUUACGCAGCCCAAGGAAUUGCAAUUGCUCUUGUGGACGAUCGUAAAGACUUUACGGGCGCUGUUCAGAUUUUCUCAAAGAUCCGUGACACCAUCAAAGACGCUAGUGUGUAUCUAAACUUGGGUCAUGCCUAUGCGGAAUUGAAACAGUUUUCGCGAUCAAUUGAGUGCUAUGAAAUGGCGUUAUCGAAAGAUCGAGCUCGCGAUGCGCAAAUCUUAGCAUGCCUUGGACGAGUUUGGUGGUUGAGAGGGAAACAUGAAAAGAAUCUGACAGCCAUGAAGACUGCUUUGGAUUAUGCGAAUCGUGCGUUGGAAGUUGCGCCGGAACAGGCACAUCUUGAGUUCAACGUCGCGUUUGUCCAGAAUCAGAUUGCACUUCUCGUGAAUAGCCUACCAGAAGCCCAAAGGACGGUACAAGAUCUGCAGGAAGCGGCCGAAGGUCUUGAGAAGGCAAUUGAAACGUUCACACGCAUUGCUCAGGUCAAGGCACCGCCAUAUCCUCGCGAGUCUUUGGAGCAGCGAGCGAACAUGGGCCGGAAUACGAUCAGCAAGCAGCUCGAGCGAUCCAUCCAGAACCAAAAGGAGUAUGAGGAGAAGAACGCUCUCAAAUUGCAACAAGCCCGCGCUGCUCGUGACGCCGAAUUGAAACGUCGUGAAGAAGAAGUCCAAAAGGCGAGGGAACUUGAAUUGGAGAAGAAACGCCAACUAGCAGAACAGCGGCAACGUAUCAUUGAAGAAACGCAGCGACUAGCAGCAAAGAGAGCGGAGGAACAGAGAGCUCGCGAGGCAGUUGAGUUUAGUACAGAUAGUGAAACGGGUGAGCGACAGAAACGCAAGAAGAAAGCUCCGUCCGGCAGCAGAAGAAGGAAGCGCCGCGAUGAGGACGAUGGCGUCGUUUCUGAUGGUCGAAGUAUCAGUGUAGCUCGCUCCGAUGAUGACGGGACAACGCCAGCACCCAAAAGACGAAGACGAUUGGAACGUCGAGGAGGCGCUAAGGAGAAACCCGGCAAAUACAAGAGUAGCGAGUUGGUGGUUGACUCGGAUGACGAAUUGGACGAAGAUGCUGCUCCUCCUGCAGCUGCCGAUGAAGAUUUGUUCGGCGAUGACGAUAAUGAAGUUGCCGAAGAGGAAGCAACUCCAGCCGCCGGGGGGAGAGGCGGACGUGCUCGACGCGGCAAGCGGGUUCUCGACGACAGCGAUGAAGAUGACGAGCCUGCUGCUGUUUCCAGAGAGGUGGAAGAUGAGGAGAUGCAGGAUGCCGACGACGAAUAG